AUGAACCAAACCCACCCCGCCGACAAAGAUAUCCAAUACGUCGGCUUCUUCCGGGUCGACAUCGAGAAGAGCAAGGUGCACAGCACCAAGCUCGAAGAAGACGGCCUUGUGUAUACCGGGUACAAGAACACCCAGGACUACUCUAACUUCCCUCCUCCUCCCAUCCAGCAACGUGCACCAGGUCCCAUCGUCAUUGACUUGGUGUUGUCAGACAGCGAAGACGAUGAAGCGCAUAGUAACGCGGCGCCCAAUUUGAGCACGUCGCGUACCCUCGCAAAACGCGCCGCUCCGGCAGAGACGAGUGUCCGUCGUACCAGCAAACGGCACAAGAAGGACGAGGAGGACGGUGGGCCGGUGAGCAAUCCCCGGAAAGGGAAAGCGAAGCAGAAGGCAGGCAAGGCGGAGGGCAAAGGGGACAGUCGGCGGCCAGCACGCCCCGCUGCAGGGAAGUCGAAAAGUCGCAGGGGGGGACGGAAGCCUAGGUAG
Messenger RNA from Fomitopsis serialis, 486 nucleotides. RefSeq lists its product as uncharacterized. The transcript is spliced from 2 exons. Lineage: Eukaryota; Fungi; Basidiomycota; Agaricomycetes; Polyporales; Fomitopsidaceae. The record is from RefSeq and is a predicted model, not a curated record. Bases 1 to 486 code for a protein of 161 amino acids.